Molecule: messenger RNA, 273 nt
Organism: Symbiodinium necroappetens
Lineage: Eukaryota; Dinophyceae; Suessiales; Symbiodiniaceae
Source: the annotation of a GenBank genome assembly
GCAACGCUAUCAGCUGGAUCCCGUGGCAACUGUCGCCUUCCUCAGCACCGCACUUUUUGAUGCCUAUGAUAAGAAAAUCCUAGACCUAGCAACGCAGGCGCCCGCGGACCCUUCGCUCCGCACCGUGUCCACCAGUGAGCUCGUGUCGGCGGACCGCAAACUCUGGAAAGAAAUCUCCAGCCUGCACAGCGCCGGCUGGAACCUUGACGACGCCUUGCAUGAGAUGACGACGGUCCGCUCAGACGUCGGCAACCACUUGCAGCUCCGCGCACG